Pieris napi is the source of this 3388-nucleotide messenger RNA. RefSeq lists its product as uncharacterized. The record is from RefSeq and is a predicted model, not a curated record. NCBI's taxonomy places the organism in Eukaryota, Metazoa, Arthropoda, Insecta, Lepidoptera, Pieridae. The coding region runs from base 158 to 2563 and encodes 801 amino acids. The transcript has 11 exons.
GCAUUUUAAAAGUUUAAUUUUCAAACGACAAAUGUUCGUUUCGCUCGUGGUUCUGUUUUUAAUUCUUCACUUUUAGGUAAAACAUGAAUUACAUUAUAUUAUAUAUGUAUUAGAUAAGAUUUAUAUUGUGAUUUUGUGGAACACAGUUUCGGGAAAAAUGGAAAAGUGUAACAGCUUUUUAUUGUUUAUAUCCCUUUGUGCGUUGUUAUGGGGUGUGGCUGGCCAAUAUGAAUGGCAAAUUUGGGAUGCUUUCGACGAAAUUCGUGGAAGAAUGGAUAAAGUUAACCCUGAUAAUUGUUAUAUUACUCACUUAGACGACCUUUUUUUACCCGAAGACUCAGUAUCUCACCAUCCUGAUGUCAAAGAAAUAAACAUAAACCCGGUAUUUCCAAAUCGCACAGCAUUGUUACAUUUACAUAAUAUGGCUAUGAAUAGAGCAUUUUUCUGGAGUUACAUCCUACAAUCAAGGUUUAUUAGACCUGCUAUUAACGACACCUACGAUCCGGGUAUGAUGUACUAUUUUCUUUCAUCAGCUGCAGAUGUAUCCUCUAAUCCUUAUAUAAACGCCAGUUCAAUUUAUUUUUCCCCGAAUAUGUCUUACACGUCUUCAUAUAGAGGAUUCUUCAAUAAAACCAUGCCACGGUUUGCACCAAGAGCUUUCCGAGCUGAUGAUUUUAAUGACCCUGUCCAUCUACAGAAGAUAUCAACAAUGAAUACUCUUUAUGUGGAAGAUUUAGGUGCAUUUGAUUCUGGUAGUCUGUCCAAAGAUUAUACUUCUGAUUUCUACCGCAUCAAUGAAUGGUAUAAUAAGUGGUUGCCUGACAGAGUUGACAAAAGACAUGAUACCAAAACAACAUAUCAAGUUGAGAUAAGAUAUUCUAACAACACAAAUGAGACAUUUACAUUCCAUGGGCCUCCUGGUAAUGAUGAAGUACCAGGACCAGUGAAUUGGACAAGACCAUAUUUUGACUGUGGAAGAUUGAAUAAAUGGUUAGUAGCUGCUGUGUCACCAGUAGCUGAUAUUUACCCUCGCCAUACACAAUUCAGACACAUAGAGUAUCCUACAUACACAGCAGCAGUGGUAAUGGAGCUAGACUAUGAUAGAAUAGAUAUAAAUCAGUGUCCACCGAGUCAGGGGAAUGAUAAACCUAACAGGUUUGUUUCAACAGCUCGAUGUAAAGAGGAAACUACUGAGUGUGAACCAUUACACGGCUGGGGAUUCCGUCGUGGUGGCUACCAGUGUAGGUGCAGACCAAACUAUAGACUGCCUGGCAUAGUAAGAAGACCAUACCUUGGAGAGAUUAUUGAGCGAGCCACAUCUGACCAGUACUAUAAUAACUUUGACUGCUUACCUAUUGGAUGGAUUCAAAGACUACCUGUAGAGUGGAAAAAAGCUCAUCCGUUCCUAAGAGCAUUGUAUGCAGACCGUUAUUAUGAAUAUGUUAAUGCUACCAGUGGACCUGCUGCUUUGCAUACAGAAAGGAUGAAUGUAUAUGAAGCAUUAAAUUAUAUUAGGGGUGUGCAGCCGCACAAUUGUUCCAAAUACAACCCAUCCGAUUUAUUCCUCAAUGGAGACAUAGCGUAUGGGGCGGAAGAGCAAUUCGAAAACCAAGCAAAAAUGGCAGUGAGACUUGCAAACUUCAUCAGUGCUUUCUUGCAGAUAUCAGACCCUAACGAAGUCUUCAGUGGUACUCGAGUUGCUGAUAAGCCAUUGACCGAGGAUCAAAUGAUCGGAGAGACUCUAGCUGUUGUAUUGGGCGACUCUAAGAUUUGGUCUGCAGGUACAUACUGGGAUCGGAAUAAAUUCACGAAUCGCACGAUGUUCGCACCAUUCGCAUACAAGACUGAAUUGAACACGCGCAAGUACAAAGUUGAAGAUCUCGCUCGCCUCAAUAAGACUGAGGAAGUAUACACAAACAAGCACUGGUUCCAGUUUCUCAAGCAAAGCUGGUCCACCAAUUUUGAUGGUCUUGAGAAGUUUUUCCUUAAAAUGAAAAUUCGUGAUGAUAAGGACGGCCACUACUUGAAGCAAUAUGAAAGAUACCCGACGUUCUACCGAGCUGCAAACUUAAAACACGGCCAUUGGACUCAGCCGUACUAUGAUUGUACUGGCCCUCUAAAACAAUGGGUCAUUACAUAUGGAGCGCCAUUCUUUGGCUGGGAUAGUGUUAAAGUCAAACUGGAGUUUAAGGGCGUGGUAGCGGUGACGAUGCCUCUCAUGUCGUUAGAUAUCAACCAGUGUCCGGAUAAAUCGUAUACACCCAAUGCAUUUAAGGGCACAGACAAAUGUGACAGGUCGUCUUCAUAUUGUGUACCCAUCCAAGGUCGCGGUUUCGAAGCUGGCGGGUACAAAUGCGAGUGCCUUCAAGGAUACGAGUAUCCGUUUGAAGAUUUAAUCACAUACUAUGAUGGUCAGAUUGUCGAAGCGGAGUUUCAAAAUAUAAUUCAAGAUAAAUUGACUCGCAUAGAUAUGUUUAAGUGUAGACUGGCCGGGGCAAGUGCAGCUCAAAGCAGUUUUAUUAUUGUACUAAGUGUAUUAUUUUUACUAAUUAAGGUAAGGUAAUCAUAAACAAUUUGACAUAGAGAAUAGACUUAAAAUAUUUAGUGGAAAAAAUUAUACUCUUUUUUAUAUUAGCAAUCAACAAUGAAAUCUAUUUCUAGAAGAUCAAUUAAUCAAUAGUCUAUAUUAUUUACGGCAUCCUCACGGAAUAUAAUUAAACAGAUCAAAACUGGUUGAUUUGAAAAGUCAUACUGAUAUAACAAUACUUUAGUAUUGAAAAAACAUUAAAGUUAUCAUAGAUUUUGCUUUAACAUAUUUUUCUAUACAGAAUUUAUAAUAUUUUUUUAGUUUUACCACAUUCUUUAAUAAGGCAGCUAUAUUUAAUGCAUUACGUAUUUUCAGACUGCUUAUUAAUGUGUUCAAACUAGUAUGAUGUAUGUGUAGUGUACUACAUAGUAUUCAGAGUAUGUCAGAUUGUCAUAUAAGGUUAAUAUAAUAUUCUUGCUAGGCAGCCUUUUAAAUUUCUAUUAUUUGUAAAUUAUACUUAUAUGAAGACCCAAUUUCUACGAUGUAGAUCUGUACUUAUUUUAUAAAUAAUGUCCCAACUGAAAGUUUACCUCCGUAUAAUUUGAAUCUCAUAAAUAUACUGUAUAAAUGUUUAAAAAAAAUUAAUUUAAGAUGCUUGAUAUUAUUGUUGUUAUAAUAUCACCUAUAUUUAUACUAAACAGUAAAAUAUACAUUUUGUUUUUAAUUUUGUAUAUAUCUUACAAUGGUUAAAUUUUUCUUGUACCUAUUUACGUCAGACAUUCCAUGUUAUAUUGUAAAAGACUUAGUUUCACUAUUCCGUCCAGGUAUGUGCCUUUUAUAAUAAAUAUAUGUAUUUUAAAA